Ostrea edulis (European flat oyster) is the source of this 3576-nucleotide messenger RNA. RefSeq names its product toll-like receptor 13. Lineage: Eukaryota; Metazoa; Mollusca; Bivalvia; Ostreida; Ostreidae. Gene Ontology annotation, molecular function: protein binding; transmembrane signaling receptor activity. The record is from RefSeq and is a predicted model, not a curated record. Gene Ontology annotation, biological process: toll-like receptor signaling pathway; inflammatory response; immune response. The coding region runs from base 560 to 3250 and encodes 896 amino acids. The transcript is spliced from 2 exons. Gene Ontology annotation, cellular component: membrane.
GGUUCCUUUUAUAUCUUGCACACUGUCUUUCCGGGGAGUAGUCCUUGCAAAAUAUCUGAUGAAAAAUGAAUAAAAAUAAAACAGAUUGAUAACAGAAAUUAAGACUUACGUUUCUAUAUUUCAUAUCUUUUAUUAAUAACUUUGUAUUCAUGUUAUUGAUAAUGAAUUAUUCUUAUCAAACAAAUCACCUCUCAUUCUACCGAAACGAUGAGAACUAAUUUCUCAUUUCCCGAUAUGCACUUUCUAACACAAAAACAAAUAGAUUGGCCGACGAGGAUUAAAGUAUAAUAUUGAUAAUUGAUAUGUGUAUUAGAUCGGGAAAACAAAUAAUUGCAGAUAUAACAACUUCCUACAUCUACUCAAAAAAUCAAAGGCCUACGGAUACACGUUCAGAUAUUAUACAAUCUACAAGGAAAUAAGAAUACGGAAGUUUUUUUUUACAUGGGUAUUAUCAUUGUGUAUGCCUUGUUAACACACCAGCUGUGAAUACCAGGCUAAGGUGAAAGGACAUUUGUUCAAUGCAACUAUAACCAAUGAAAUACGAACUUCAAUAAACACAAUGAUGUUUGGAAACGGAGCACUAGUAAUUAGGAUUUUCGUCUACUCUUUCUGCAUUAAAUCUGCUUUCACCUUUGUGUCACAAUGUGGCCUGGAGGUAUGUUUGUGUGAUUAUGAGAAACAAACUGCAAACUGCAGAGGCAAGGAUAGACAUGCAAAACUGCCUUUUAUUCCUGCGUUUCCGAGUGGCAUAAAAGAAGUUGUCAUUCGAAAUUUUGUAAUCCUUGAUGUCACUAAAAAGAUGCUGGGAAAUUUGACAAAACUCUCCUUAUCAGUAUUACGUCUAAGAAAUUUAGAUAUCAGACACAUGGAAACUGAGUCAUUUCAAUCACUUCGGAAACUGAAAGUUUUGGAAAUUUCCAUGAACACACAUUUAUUACAGACAACGUUAACAAAGGCACUUCGUAGCAUUAGUCCAGAAUUAACCACCCUAAUCCUUUCGUCAAAUGGUUGGAAAUGGAUAAACUCUGAUGUGUUCAGUGGUGUUUCCCUGGUCAAUUUGCGUACCUUAGACAUGUCGAAGAACAAGUUAUCAAACUUCACAGGAAAAGUAAUAAAGCACUUAAAUCUGACCACUCUUGAUUUAUCCUCUUCUAACUUUAAUAAUAUCGAUGUACUUUGUGACGAAAACAACAAAGUUUACCGUCAUCUUGAAAAUUUGCAUCUUCGUUCAACAAGAGUAAGACACAUCUCACAGUCAAUAUUCGAAUGCCUGCCACAACUUCGAACAUUGGAUUUACAAAACACAAAACUUGGUCACUUUCCCGAAAUUUGUUUUUCCUCAUCGAAUUUCCCUAAUCAAUUGAGAAAUUUAUCCCUAACAAAUACAGGUAUAUCGAACACUGUUUCGGAAAGGUAUUGUCGAUGUAUGAGCAGAUUAGAAGCACUAGACCUGGGUAAGAAUGCAAUCACCGAUCUUCCAGAAUUCUGCAAUCAGAGUGGAGAAAGCAAUGUGCCGGCACUACAAAAGUUACACCUCAGCUAUACGACCAUUACGAUAUUAAACAAAGAAUCCUUCAGGUGUCUUCGAUCCUUAAAAAGUCUAGAUUUAAGUAAUAACGUUCUUCGGGAAAUACCUGAUCUUUGUGACAAAUCAGGAAACAGUUUAACACCAACUUUGAUUUCUCUUAACCUCAUGAAUACAAGCUUAGUGCCUUUAAAAACAUUUAACUUCCCUUGCCUUUCAAAAUUAGAAAAUCUGGACCUUCGCUUUAAUUUUUUUCGUGCAAUUCCAGUAUUUUGCGAUGAAUCGGGUAAGAGUUUCCAACCAAAUUUACGCCAACUACAAUUAUCCAAUACAAAAAUCAAGUAUGUUUUUAACAACAGUUUUAACUGUCUUCCGUCAUUAAAAAAACUAGAUUUGAGCAGUACAGAAAUUCAUCAUCUCCCAGACAAUGUCUUUAGCCCUCUUUUAUCGCUUUCAUUUUUACAAAUAGGAUAUGUUAAAACAUUGAAAAAACUUUCAAAUUAUGCAUUCAACGUAUCUAGUCUUCACACACUAAAGUUUAUCUUCAAUGACUUCAAUUUUGAAGAUACCUCGAAAUUCUCAUCAAAUACAUUAUUUCAGUUUUGUUCAAACAUAAAGAUCCUGCAUUUAAGUGGAAACCAUUUUCCUACAGGGGUGCUUGCCUCCAAGCUAUUAAAGCCUCUGACACAUUUAAAACAAUUAGUUAUCCAAAGUAGUAGAAUGGAUACGAUUCAUCGAAAUACAUUUGAAUCAUUAAAAAACUUAGAAAAGCUCUCUUUGCAGCAAAAUAGGAUUAUUGGAUGGACAAAUGAUGUUUUUCAAAAUCUCACUAAUCUCCUUCACUUAAAUCUAAAUCUAAACAAAAUUGCAGUUUUCAACCAAACGUCUAUUCCCCCAGAAAUCUUAAAUAAGCUAGAGACGUUAGGACUAGCUUAUAAUCCCUUUGAUUGUGGAUGUGACAUGAUUUGGUUCAAGCGAUGGUGUCAAGAAACCAAUGUUACUCUCUUGAAUUUUCCGGGUGAAUAUUCUUGCAAAACCCCUCCAAGCAUGCUGAGACAAUCAAUUUUGGCUCUUCGUAUUACAGAAGAAGACUGUGAAGUGAAAAACCCUUGGAUUCUAAUAGUGAUAGCUACAUCGGUUUCAGCAGGGAUUCUCGUUUUUAGUUCCAUUUCCAUCGCUAUGUAUUUGCCAAGCAUACGCAAUUUCGUAUAUUAUAUACGUUUGAGACGAAUGGGAUAUUUGAAACUGCUGAAUGACCAAGACUUCAAGUAUGACACAUAUAUAGUUUAUUCCGAAGCUGAUGAAAAAUGGAUUUUCCGAAAAGUUUUACCAAAAUUAGAAUCUGAAGGAUUACGAGUAUGUAUUCCUGACAGGGAAUUUGAAAUUGGCGCGGAUAAGUGUACACAAAUAGAAAACGCCUUUAGGGAUAGCAAAAAAAUAUUGGUGAUAUUGUCAAACGAGUUUGCAAAAGACGAGUGGUGUCUUUGGCAGGAAAAUGUCGUCGAAGAAAGAUUGAGACAACGUGGCGAUUCAACAGUUGUAUUUGUGCUAUAUAAAAACAUAAAUAGCAGGAACAUGAUAGCUUCCCUACAUAGAACAAUAAAACGUCAACGAAUGAUUACGUGGCACGAAGGUGGUACACGAGAGGCAAUAUUUUGGAAGGUGGUGAUUUUAGCUUUAGAGGCACCAAUCGGUGAACCACCCAUAUCGAUUGCAAAUAAGUAACAUGAAUUCGGACUCUUAAUUUAAAUUGUACAAUACACACGCAUUUCUUAAUGAAAAUUGUAUGUUAUGCUAUCGAAACUAGAAGGAAGACUAAUUACAUGCGUGUUCCUCCUUCCCCACCCAUUUUAAUAUGAUUUUCAGGUAACUGCUCUCGUCUCUACAUUUAAAAGAAAAUUAAGGUAGAUAGAAGACCCCGAUCUAAUUACAAGUGAACGUUAUGUAUGUCUUAGCCUCUCAUAUCAUAUGUUUAUUACAAGAAGCAUGUAUGCAUUCAGAUCAAAAUUUCAUGCUUUUUAUUGUAUUUUGCAUAAAUGCAAGUCUCUCUG